UGCAAGUUUGACAGAAGAAAGAAAGGGGCGUCUGUAAAAUUCUGUUAGUGGAGGAGAGCUUAUUACUGGAAGCCUCCCUGUCUGCACUGGCACUCCACCCUUUCGUUUAGGGCGCGGUAGUUUCUUCUCGGUGAUAAGCGGAAAAGAAAGGGAAAAGGAGAAACGUCAAUCCUUAAUCAUGCCUGGAAAGAAAGUUUGCAUCGUCGGCUCAGGAAACUGGGGAUCAGCCAUUGCUAAAAUUAUUGGCCAUAAUGUGAAAAAAUCCAACCGUUUUGAACCCAUUGUCAAUAUGUGGGUCUAUGAAGAAAUGAUAGAAGGCAAGAAGUUAAGUGAGAUCAUCAACACGGAGCAUGAAAAUGUGAAGUACUUACCGGGACACAAACUGCCAAAAAAUGUGGUUGCAGUUCCUGAUAUACUUGAGGCGUCGACAGGUGCAGAUAUUCUGGUCUUUGUGCUUCCCCACCAGUUUAUAGGGAAACUGUGUGAUCAGAUGAAAACCAAGGUCAAACCUGGCGCUAUCGGCAUAUCGCUUAUCAAGGGUGUGGAUGAAGGCCCUGAUGGCCUGAAGCUCAUCUCUGACAUCAUCCGAGAGAAAAUGGAAAUCGAAGUGAGCGUGCUGAUGGGUGCCAACAUCGCCAACGAGGUGGCAGCAGAGAAUUUCUGUGAAACGACAAUAGGUUGCAAAAAUCCACAGCAUGGGGCCAUCUUCAAGGAUCUGCUGCAGACUCCAAACUUCCGAAUUGCGGUGGUGGCAGACAGUGACACCGUAGAGUUGUGUGGCGCUCUAAAGAACAUUGUCGCAGUUGGAGCUGGAUUCUGUGAUGGCCUUGGAUUUGGGGACAACACCAAGGCGGCUGUGAUUCGCCUGGGACUGAUGGAAAUGGUGGCCUUUGCCAAGGUGUUUUGUAAAGGGACGGUGAGCUCGACCACAUUCCUGGAGAGCUGUGGCGUGGCUGACCUCAUCACCACGUGCUACGGAGGACGGAACCGGAAGGUGGCAGAGGCCUUUGUGAAAUCGCAGAAGUCUAUUGAAGAGCUGGAGAAAGAAAUGUUGAAUGGACAAAAACUGCAAGGUCCUCAGACAUCGGCCGAAGUUCAUAAGAUCUUAAAACAGAGAAAUAUGAGCGACAAGUUUCCACUCUUUACAGCGGUGUACCAGAUUUGUUUUGAGGGGAGACCCGUGAAAGAGUUCAUCACAUGUCUGCAAAAUCACCCUGAGCACAUGUGACCUGAUGCGGACAUGUGACCCGAUGAGGACAUGUGACCUGAUGAGGACAUGUGACCCGAUGAGGACAUGUGACCCGAUGACCACACCACACGGUUUCCUCACAAACCACAGCUUAUUUUUUUAAAGGCAACUGAAAUUCAUGCCGGCGGUAAUGGAGUUUGUGUUCAGCUAUGAUUCCUGUAACUUGCGAAUGACUUGGUGGUUAACUGUUUAAAUCACUGGGAAACAUUUCUUGCUUUUCUGAAAACGCACAAUAAAAAUUUUUUUUUUUA
Molecule: messenger RNA, 1500 nt
Organism: Polypterus senegalus (gray bichir)
Lineage: Eukaryota; Metazoa; Chordata; Cladistia; Polypteriformes; Polypteridae
Product: glycerol-3-phosphate dehydrogenase 1-like protein
Exons: 8
Coding region: 179-1228 (349 amino acids)
Biological process (GO): carbohydrate metabolic process; glycerol-3-phosphate catabolic process
Cellular component (GO): cytosol; glycerol-3-phosphate dehydrogenase (FAD) complex
Molecular function (GO): protein homodimerization activity; glycerol-3-phosphate dehydrogenase [NAD(P)+] activity; NAD binding
Source: RefSeq, a predicted model, not a curated record